ACAUACUAGCACAACGGAAAAGCCAGAUUUCAUGAAUGGCCAGUCUCUUGCCUUGUCCAAAGGCAAACAAUACAAAUCUCUCUUAAAACACUAUGCAGCCACUAAAGCCCUCACCAAAACCACCCAGCUCCAUGCCUUAGCCAUAGCAUCAGGCCUCCUCUCCCCCAAUCUCCGCUCAAGCCUUUCCGUUUCCUACGCCAACUGCGGCCAUUUGAAAUAUGCUCGUAAACUGUUCGAUGAAUUGCCUCAACCGGCCCUGUUUUCAUACAACAUGAUGUUAAAAACGUAUGCACAGCAUGGGUUUUAUUUAGAAACACUAAAUUUGUUUGUUAAAAUGGUUAACUUGGGGAAAUGUAGGGCAGACAACUAUACUUACCCUUUUGUUUUUAUGGCUGUUGGCGAAGAAAAGUUGGUCUUUUUUGGUGGGGUGGUUCACGCGAGAGUUCUGAUGGGUGGUUUUGAAAAGGACAGUUUUGUGAUGAAUUCUUUGUUGACAAUGUAUAUGAAUUGUGGGGAGAAAGAGGAAGGAAGGAAAAUUUUUGAUACUAUGUGGGAGCCUAAUGUGGUUUCUUGGAAUUCAAUGAUUAGUGGGUACUUUAAAAAUGGAUGUGCUAAGGAAGCUUUGGGGGUUUUUAAUAAGAUGAUGGAUGAUGGGUUGGAAAUGGAUUGUGCUACUGUGGUUUCGGUUUUGCCAGUUUGCGGAUUUUUGAAGGAAUUGGAGGUGGGGAGAAGGGUUUAUGAGUUGGUGAAAGAGAAGGGUUGGGGGGAGGAAAUGAUGGUGAGGAAUGCGUUGGUGGAUAUGUUUGCAAAGUGUGGGAGUAUGAAGGAAGCACGGUUCAUUUUUGAUGGGAUGGUUGAAAGGGAUGUGGUGACUUGGACUUCAUUGAUCAAUGUCUGUAUUUUGAAUGGUGAUGUGAGAGCUGCAUUGAGACUUUGCCUGUUGAUGGUACUUGAAGGUGUGAGACCUAAUUCGGUUACAUUAGCAUCUCUUCUUUCAGCUUGUGGUGAGUCAAAGAAUCUAAUGGAUGGCAGGUGUUUGCAUGGUUGGGCGAUAAGGCAAAGGCUUGAGUAUAGUGUUAUGGUGGAAACUUCAUUGAUCGAUAUGUAUGGUAAAUGCAAUCGUGUUGACCUUAGCUUCUUAGUUUUUAAGAAUACUUCAAAAAAGAAUACAGUUCCAUGGAAUGCAAUUCUCUCUGGCUGCUUACAUAAUAGGCUUGGGAAGGAAGCAGUGGAACUUUUCAAAGAAAUGCUGAUAGAAGGAAUGAAACCUAAUGCUGCUACCUUGAAGAGUCUUCUACCUGCAUAUGCCAUCUGUGCAGAUAUGCAGCAAGCAACAAACAUGCAUUCUUACCUGCUAAGGUCUGGAUUAGUGUCAAAUAAUGAAAUUGCUACUGCAAUGGUUGAUAUAUAUUCAAAAUGUGGUAGUUUAGAAUCUGCCCACAAGAUAUUUAAUGGGAUACCCAAUGAGAACAAGGAUAUUUAUCUAUGGAGUGUGAUGAUAGCUGGUUAUGGAGGACAUGGGCAUGGUGAGAUUGCUGUUUCACUUUUCAAACAAAUGGUUAGAGCCGGGGUAAAGCCUAAUGAAGUUACUUUCACUUCUGUGCUGCAUGCUUGCAGCCAUGCUGGUUUGGUGGAUGAGGGUUUAGAUUUGUUCAAACUCAUGCUUAGAAACCACCAAAUAAGCCCUCAAGCUGAUCAUUAUACUUGCAUUGUUGACCUUCUUGGUCGUUCUGGUAGGCUAGAUGAAGCUUAUGAUAUCAUUAAAACAAUCCCACUUGCACCUAGUCAUGCUGUUUGGGGUGCAUUGCUUGGCGCUUGUGUAAUACAUGAGAAUGUUGAGCUAGGGGAGAUAGCUGCAAAGUGGCUUUUUGAGCUGGAGCCAGAAAACACUGGAAACUAUGUGUUGAUGGCAAAAAUUUAUUCUGCAGCUGGAAGGUGGAAAGAUGCAGAAAAUAUAAGACAUAUAGUUAACGAAAUUGGAUUGCGGAAAGCACCAGCUCACAGUUUGAUUGAGGUCAGAAAUAUCAUAAAUUGGUAUAAGGAUUAUCAUUUUGAAUGCCUAAAUUCCUCAGCUUGAAAUUAUACUCAUAAAGUGGAAAUUUAUAUCCUAUGCCAAAGUCAGUGUUAAAUCACCAUGAUGCAAACAAGAACUAUACAUGAAGACUUGUUCAGAUGGG
Molecule: messenger RNA, 2177 nt
Organism: Theobroma umbraticum
Lineage: Eukaryota; Viridiplantae; Streptophyta; Magnoliopsida; Malvales; Malvaceae
Product: Tetratricopeptide repeat (TPR)-like superfamily protein
Biological process (GO): RNA modification
Cellular component (GO): intracellular membrane-bounded organelle
Molecular function (GO): RNA binding; protein binding
Source: RefSeq, a predicted model, not a curated record